Molecule: messenger RNA, 851 nt
Organism: Cuscuta campestris
Lineage: Eukaryota; Viridiplantae; Streptophyta; Magnoliopsida; Solanales; Convolvulaceae
Source: the annotation of a GenBank genome assembly
AGUUGAAUUCUGUUAUUGUUGGAUAUACUGAGUGUUAGAGGAAGUAGAAUGAAUAUUUUUACUAUCGGAGUUCAGGUUGUGUGUGAUGUAUUUUUGAACUCGUGCAUAGGUUAUGGUAUCGGCCAAAAAAGACUCUAGGCGCUCCACAGUUCAUGCUGUGGAGGUUUUUCGCGAGAUUUACUACUUGUUCUAUCCCGUGUUGCGUAUUUUUGAGGGCAAACGCUUGAUAAGGCUACUUGUACCGGCUGCACAUACUAAAAGGUUGAUUGCUCUCCAUACAAUCAGGUCUCCUUCUAGCAAACUUGCUAUCUAUCUAACAGAUAACGUUUCAUUUUUAUCCUCUGGUGAUGUGAUUGUUGAAGUGCAAGAGGAUCAAUCCAUGGAUGAGAAUGAGAUAAUGGAAUCAGUUUUUUCUGAUCUGGGAGAGUUAACAGUUGAUGAGAGCAUGGUGUCUGAAAUUAAAGCUACAGUCAGGGCAUCCCAACUAAAUCCCCUGUCUUACAUUGAUUAUAUCAUUGGUAAAGAUGGGUCUAAUAUCGAUAACAUAAGGGAAUCAAUCCCAGCCAGUGUUUUCAUUAGAAUUUUUACUCUAAAAGAGGUGACAAUUAGUAUUGUUGGUGAAACACGCCAUGAGGUAGAGGUUGCUGCAACCGUGAUGGAGGAUUUGAUUCCCAAACACCUCAAAAAAGAUGGAAAGCCUGUUUUGAUGCACUGGUGUACUCAUCUUCAGAUGAUGAGAGAGAUGGUUGGCUUAAUAUUCCGGCCUUAGCUCCCAAUAAGCAACACACGAUCCGGAGUUUGUAUUAUUUUGAGUCGCGCUUUGGGGACGCCAAUUAAGUUAUUGUAUAGUC